GUUUGUCAUGGCAACUCACAUUUCUUUUGAAAAAUCAAGGUUGUUCGUAUGUGUUGCAUCGUACCACGGUCGAGUCAUCUAAAACAACGCUUUGCUAGUGAAAGCAAUGCUCUGAACCAUCAUGAUACGACUUCGUACAAUCAUUAUUAUGGGGACUGUAAACAAGAAAUAACUUCACAUCGCAACUCAGGAUUUGUAUCAAAUGUACGACCAUCGCUUCUAUAUAACUGCAAAGUACACGCGAAGAAUAAACCAGACUUAAGAAGUAUAACUAAUAAUAACUACAUUUAUACAACUCAUAAAGAUUUCUUGCCAUAUAUUAUGCCAUCUGGAAAGGAAUUCCUACCUUAUCUUAUAAAUGAGCCAUUGAAAGAAAAUGAGGAUUCAAGCGUAUUUUCCGCGAAAAUCGAAUUUCCUGACAAGAACGUUAAGAAUAUUCUUACCCCAACACUGCCAAGGGGAUAUCUUCUACCAAGAAAAACAGAUUUCCAUAUUGGCAAAGUUAAAAAUCUCCUUCAUGGCCCCGAUACACAUUCAACAACAUACAUGGUCGAUUAUAGUCAAAUUGAACCAAGACGGAACGACAUGUUCAAUGUUACUAUCGGUCGCAAAGAAGAAUCUGGACCUACUCGUAGUACGAGCAAUUUUAACCCAAUCAACAACUGUUUUGGACACUCGUUUAAACCUGGACAAUCUAGUUGGAAAACUGAUGAAUCAACAGAAAAAUCUGUUUACAUGAGUGACUUUGGAGAUUUUUAUCAUCAAAACAGUUCUGAGCCUUUUCCAUAUUGGUUAGACAACUCAUUAUACCAGAAACCAGAUCAUUAUUUUGUUAAAAAUAAGCAUUGGCCUGAAUCUAAGAGUCACUCAUAUAGCGUUUAUGAUCAUCCUGAGGACUUGCCCGAAGAACGUUUAAAAAACUUAAAGAAAACGGAUUUAGCCGAAUAUCAGAAUGUGAUUCACAGAUCUAUAGAACCAAGUAUGUCAAAGGGCUCACAUACCGGUUUACAACAUCACCCCAAAUCAUCAGCUGAAAUGUUGGGUAGAGUGACAAUCGGUCCAUUAGAACCUGGUGGUUCAACCUUGAAUGCAUCUGGAUACGUUCAAAGUCAAGAUCUGCCACGUGAUCGCUUUGUAACACACAACAUGACUCGAUUCUACUGUCCACCACCUGGUCAAGAUAAAAAAGACCGUGAAGGACAUAUUCAAUUUAAUACACAACCUUCCAAUGGAUCAGCAACUUACAGAUCAGUAUUUUGAAGACCGAACGCCAUUGAUCGGUGAAUUGCGUAGUUUCAAUCCCUACCAAUCAAAGUAAGUCUAUUUAAAUUCCAAAAUUUUACUUAUCAAUACAGAACAUUAUAAACUGUUAAUGUCAGCUUUAUCAGCUCGAAAUAAUCCGAACUGUAUGUAGUCACAAAUCAUAUUUUCUAAUGCUUUCAAUAGCUUCAAACAUUUACACAGUGGAUUUUUUAAACUUCACAUUCCUUAUGCUGCACAAGAAUCACAAAUCAACUGGAUUGUAGUUAAAAUGCAAUGAACGCGAACUCAAGUGCACUUGUUGGUUUUAUCACUUCGUUAAAAAUAACUGAAUGAUUAAAACUUUUCGCAAAAGUCUAGAAUCCAUUUGACAACAUACAGACAUACGAAUAAAUUUGAUAUCUGUUUGUUGGCAGUGAAAAGUAAUUUGCCAAGAAAUACACUUCUCAAUCCGCAAACGAAGAAUAUUAUCUGACUUUCUGUGUACCUUUUACAUUUCUGGCCAUAAUAUUAAUUGAAUUUUAACAAA
Molecule: messenger RNA, 1789 nt
Organism: Schistosoma turkestanicum
Lineage: Eukaryota; Metazoa; Platyhelminthes; Trematoda; Strigeidida; Schistosomatidae
Source: the annotation of a GenBank genome assembly